Molecule: messenger RNA, 1445 nt
Organism: Lonchura striata (white-rumped munia)
Lineage: Eukaryota; Metazoa; Chordata; Aves; Passeriformes; Estrildidae
Product: tyrosine 3-monooxygenase-like
Biological process (GO): dopamine biosynthetic process from tyrosine
Cellular component (GO): axon; perikaryon; cytoplasm
Molecular function (GO): tyrosine 3-monooxygenase activity; iron ion binding
Source: RefSeq, a predicted model, not a curated record
AUGUCAGGCCCAAAAGAAGAUGCCAACAAGGAGAAGGAGAUGUGUGGCAUGCAAUCAUUGAACGGCCAAGGCAGCCUGGACUCCAACAGGGAGGAUGACAGAGCAACUCUCAUCCUGACCCUCACACUCUACAAUGUGAGGAAGAUGGAGCUCUCUAAGGCAGCCGCAGUCUUUGAGAUGUUUGAAACUCAAAUCUGUCACUUUGAAACCCGUCGAGCCAAAAAGCCCAAGAACUCUGUGGAUGAUCUUGACAUUUUUGUUGAAUGCGAAGUUCACAGUGCUGAUGUUGGUAUCCUUAUCACCUCCUUAAAGAGAGUAGCAAAGGAUGUGAAAACCAGCAGAGAAGACAAAGUGCCCUGGUUCCCCAGAAAAAUCCAGGAUCUGGACAAGUGUCACCAUCUGAUCACUAAAUAUGACUCCAGUUUGGACCAUGGUCACCCUGGAUACUCUGACCUGGAGUACAACAAGAGGAGGGCGUUCUUUGCCGACCUGGCCUUGAAUUACAGAGCAGGAGAUCCUUUACCUCACAUUGAGUACACAGCACAGGAAACAGCAACCUGGAAAGAAGUCUACAGGAAGCUGAGGAGCCUUUACCCUACUCAUGCCUGUGCCCAGUACCUGGAUGCUUUCCAGCAGCUCGAGAAGCACUGCAGCUACCGAGAGGAUAACAUCCCUCAGCUUCAGGAUGUCUCCAGAUUUUUAAAAGAGAGAACAGGUUUCCAGCUGAGACCUGCUGCAGGACAGCUGUCUGCUCGUGACUUCCUUGCCAGCCUGGCAUUUCGUGUCUUUCAGUGCACACAGUAUACAAGGCAUUCCUCUUCUCCUAUGCAUUCCCCAGAACCAGACUGCUGCCAUGAGUUGUUGGGUCAUGUUCCCAUGCUGGCUGACAGGGAUUUUGCCCAGUUCUCACAGGAUAUUGGACUGGCUUCUCUUGGAUCAUCUGAAGAGGAGAUUGAGAAACUGGCCACACUUUACUGGUUUACUGUGGAGUUUGGCCUCUGCAAGCAAAAUGGAUUGAUCAAGGCUUACGGGGCAGGACUGCUUUCAUCUUAUGGGGAGCUGAUGUAUGCUUUGUCAAACAAGCCAGAGCACAAGCCUUUUGACCCAGAAGUGACUGCAGUUCACCCCUACCAGGAUCAAGCCUUCCAGCCUGUCUAUUUCAUAGCAGAAAAUCUGGAAGAUGCCAAGGUUAAGUUUCAGAACUACGCGAUGAAGAUCAAGAAGCCUUUUGCUCUGCACUAUGACCCCUUCACCAGCAGCAUAGAGGUUUUGAACACACCACAGAAAGUCAAGAGGGCACUCCACCAGAUAAAAGAGGAACUGGGAAACUUCUGCUUGGCCCUUGAAAACCUCUCUUAAAACCACAGUAGUACAUCUCACCUUUCACUGAGAUACUUGUAGGUCGCUAGCACUCGAAGGCUUUGUGAUGAAGUUGUACUUGCAGG